This is a messenger RNA of Eptesicus fuscus (big brown bat), 6474 nucleotides long. It is a transcript of the gene TET1, whose product is annotated as tet methylcytosine dioxygenase 1. Gene Ontology annotation, biological process: positive regulation of transcription by RNA polymerase II; oxidative demethylation. Bases 1 to 6474 code for a protein of 2157 amino acids. NCBI's taxonomy places the organism in Eukaryota, Metazoa, Chordata, Mammalia, Chiroptera, Vespertilionidae. Gene Ontology annotation, molecular function: DNA 5-methylcytosine dioxygenase activity; zinc ion binding; DNA binding. The transcript is spliced from 12 exons. The record is from RefSeq and is a predicted model, not a curated record. Gene Ontology annotation, cellular component: nucleus.
AUGUCUCGAUCCCGCCACGCAAAGCCUUCCAGAUUAGUCAGGAGGGAAGAUCUAAACAAAAAGAAAAACAGUCAAAUGAAGAAGACCUUCAAGCCAAUCAACAAAAAUGUGACAUUAGGCAAGACAAUGAGCCCUCGAAAAUUAAAGCAAUUCCUUCAAGAGAGAGAUGUUAAGAAAAAAACAGAACCCAAACCACCACCCAUGCCCGUCAGAAGCCUCCUGACGAGAGCUGGCGCAGCACGAAUGAACUUGGAGAGGGCCGAGGCUCUUUUCCGGAACCCGGAGUCCUUAACUUGCAAUGGGUUUACAAUGACCCUCCGAAGAACCUCCCUUAGCAGGCGACUCUCCCAACCCCCAGUGGUCAUAGCCAAACCCAAGAAAGUUUCACCUCCUAAGAAUGUAGAAAAGCAACGUGAGUGUGCUCGGAAGGUAAAGGCCUCAGAGAAUGAUUCUGUACCAACACAAGACCCCCUCAUCCCUCCUGAUAUAGAGAAUCUAAUUGACGACAUACAAAAUGCAUCUUUAGUGAAAGAGGAGCGCCAAGGGACAGCCCAGUCUUGGUGCCAAAGGGUCGAGGAUUCCGAAAUAAAUUUUCCCACUCAGAGUAGCCCUGCGGCGGAGAUCCUUUCUGGGGCACUGGAAGGGACACACGGAGGUGAAGGACUGUUCUCUGAAGAGGCAUUGGAAGACAGCAGUGAUUCCCCUAGAAUGUUUGCCCAGGACUCCCUGUGUGCUCCUUCGCCCCAGCGAGCAGACCUUAAUGUUACCUCUGAAGGAAACCGCAGCGUUCAGGUAGAAGAUUUGGGUUCACAAGUAGAAUCUCUUAAGCUAUCUGAUCCUUACCUGGAUCCCAUCCAAAGUGAACAUGAUUGCUGCCCAACCUCCAGCUUUAAUGCUACGGUGAUACCGGAAUUGGACCUUAGGAACUAUUUGUCUAUUGGCGGGUCAGUAUAUUCUACCUCAUUAUUAAAACUCUUCUUGGCAAGUUCAGAACAAGGAACGCUUGGUGCUAAGCCAGACCCUCUGGAGGUCCUCAAGGCUCCUCCAGAGCAGCAGGAAGUUCCUGAUAACACCCCAGUCUUAGGACAGGCCUUCAGUGCUGUCCCGCAUCAAUGGGAAAUUCCUGGUGUUAAUCUGGUUCAUGGAGAGGCUCUGGGUGAGACCCCAGACCCACCAGAGAUCGCUGGUGCUAUUUCAGUCCAAGGAGAGGUCUUCGGUGCUAUCCUCAAUCAGGAAAUCCUUGGUGUGGGUGGGAGUCCUGCCUCAGACCCAUCUGUCUACCUUCCUGCUCCUCUAAACCCAGUUGCUACCUACAAUGCCCUCCCAGGAUGGCCUGAUCCACAGAGCACGGUUUCCUAUGGGCUUGAGGUCCAAGGUACUAUGCAGAUUUUAUCUUUGGGCUCAGGUCACACUCCUCAACCAACCUCAAACCCGGAGGUAAAUUCUGAACCUCCAGCCAUGGCUAUAAACCAUGUAGAGAAUGAGAAGCAAGUCCAUCUAAGCUUUCCACCAGCUGACACUCAGGGGUUCGCAUUAGCCCCUGAGGGAGGACUCCACCAUGCUUCCCAGGACCUUGCCCAACACUCCCAGGCUGGUCCCAGCAAAUCGGAAGGAGGGAGCUCCCAGAUCGACACCACCGUGAUGUCUAUGCCGGUGUCACUUGCCAGUACCUCCUCUCCUUCCCACACAACUGUGCUACCUACUUUGGAAAAGAAGAAACGGAAGCGAUGUGGGGUCUGUGAGCCCUGCCAGCAGAAGGACAACUGUGGCGAAUGUACUUACUGCAAAAACAGAAAGAACAGCCACCAGAUCUGUAAGAAGAGGAAAUGUGAGGAACUGAAAAAAAAGCUACCCGGAAUUGUGCCCAAGGUUAUAAAGGAAAACAAGAGGCCCAAGAGGGAAAAGAAGCCCAAAGUUUUAAAGGCAGAUUUUAAAAACAAAACAGUAAAUGGCCCCAAGUCAGUAUCCAUGGACUACAGUGGAUGUGGUCAUGGGGAAGAAAAAAGCUUGGAAUUGAACCCACAUCCCCCUGAAAAUGUAGCUGAAAAUGACGAAAGUAUGACAGGUAUUGAAGUGGAGAAGUGGACGCAGAGCAAGAAAUCCCAUUUAAUAGAUCACGUCAAAGGAGAGGUUACGGCAAUUGUGACAGAAGCGGAAAAACUGGGAAACUCUGAAGAUGACACGAAAGAAGUCCUCCCUGAACCUCAAAUUUUGUUUGCACAAACGGUAACAAAUGGCAUUAAAAAUGUACACUACUUACCAACGGAAACGGAUGUGUCUCUUAAAAAAUUCAACAUUGAAGAAUGGGACAAGGUGUCUGAAAACAACUCCUGUAAACCCUCACUAGACACUGCAAACCAGAACAAUGCCAUGAGCUCCGCUGCUACUAACGCAAGCGAUCAUCUUCCGGGGAGAAGCGAUGUGUCCGUCUUCCAGGAGCCUGACUCUGAGUCUUUUCCUGAUCCUGCAGAUUUCAGCUGCAAGAGUCCUACUAGUACACCCACUGAAAGUGAUCAACCGAAAUCUCUAGAAGAUAUACCAAGUUCAGAGCCAAAACAUGGAUCUCCAGUUCAACAAAACCUUCUAUCCCUGGUGACAGACAGGACAUUAACGCAGGAGCAAGUGGAUGUUAUAGAAGCUUUGGCUCAGCUUUCCGGAACCCCUGCAGAAAAUUCCUCAACAUCGAAGUCUGAGAAGGGUGAAGAAAACAAGCAGAUGUCGGCUAGUGUGCUUAAUAACUAUACAGCUUUAUUCUGUUCUAUAAGAAAGGACCUCCAAGGACGGUUUUUGCAGGGGGGGCCUCAAAGCCUUUUCCAUUGUCCACUUGUAGAGAAGCAGAGUUCAGGCAACACGGUGCUGUUCAAUGGCCAAAGUAGCGUUUCCGUGUCACAUAACAGCUCAGCUACUGACCAAGUAUCCACGAAGCCACAGGAAUAUUCAAAUGCAGAAAGUUCCACGUCUCUUUUUACACCAAGUUCUAGUUCAUCUGAAAGUGAUACCAAUAAAAAUGCUGUUCAAAGUAGUAGUAUUCUUGAGAGCUGUUCAGGAAAUUUGCACGAGUUGCCACCCACAAGUGAUGAAUUGGGGUCCUGCAACCAGUUACUGGACGGCAGCAACAAGUUGGAUUUAAAGGAUGAUCCAUCAUCCUGUCAAGAGAUAGUUCAUAGUCAAAUAGAGGAAGAUGUGGCUACCCAGUUGACACAACUUGCCUCGGUAAUCAAAUUCAGUUGUCCAAAACCAGAGGAAACAAAUGAAGCGAGUACAUCAGCAAACCUUGUGUGUAAUGUGCAAAAACACAGUCAGGAGAAGAACAAAAUAAAACCGAAACCACGGUCCAGUGUAAAAAAUAAUCAUGGCUCAUCAACAAAGCAAAAGAACAAAACCCGGAAAAGGACAAAAUCUACUCCAUCCAGAGAACGGCGGAAGAAGAAGCCUGCAGUCACAGGUUGUCAAGAAAAUGGUCAGAAAAAGCAGGAACAGUUGUCAUCUGAGUACAAUAGGUUACAUGACAUUUGGAUAGCGUCUAAAUUUCAAAGAUUUGGUCAAUUCGGUCCACGUGAUUUCCCUAUUCUGUUGGGAAAAGUUCCUCCUGUAACUCCCGUACGGGCACCACUCACUCCAAAAAAGUCAGCAUUAAAACACAAGAAAUUAUUUCCUCCACUUGCUCAGAUAAAAUUCGAGCGAAAUUAUGAAUUAGACCAGGAAGAAAUGAUGAACGUUGACCCGUUGGAUUCUCACUCCAUCUCCCAUUUACAAACCGAAUCCAAUGGGCAGGCGUUGACAGAAGAAGUUCCUGAUUCUCAGGUACAGCCCAUCGUGCAUGCCAAUCAGAAAGCUCAUCCUUCACUCCAGUCCUUCUCUCCCACUAAUCAGUGUGCCAAUGUGAUGGCUAACUAUGACCAAACACAGUUCCAGCAGGAUGCUGACGAGCAACUCAUGCAUCCGAGCCUGCCAGCAUUGCCUAGCACCUCUCAUGAGACCCCCGCAUCAGACCCAGGACAAGUUCUCAGGAAUGUAAAUGUAGAAUGUUCAGGUGGCAUCACAGUGGUUUCGACCACAAAUGAAGAAGACGUCUCUUUACCUAGUGUUGGAGCAUCCGAAGUUUCCCCAGUAGAAAAUGCACAUAAUUUUCAUAAUUAUGCUAUGAACUUUUUAACUAAUUCUACAAGAAACCUGCUGUCUACAACAAAAGAUUCUGAAUUGCCAAGCUGCAACUGCCGUAAUCGAGUUAUACAAAGAGAAAAAGGCCCAUAUUAUACGCACCUUGGGGCAGGACCAAAUGUUGCUGCUGUCAGGGAAAUCAUGGAGAAUAGGUAUGGGCAAAAAGGAAGUGCAGUAAGGAUAGAAAAAGUAAUAUAUACUGGAAAAGAAGCGAAAAGCUCUCGUGGAUGUCCUGUCGCUAAGUGGGUUUUAAGAAGAAGCAGCGAAGAAGAGAAAAUUCUUUGUUUGGUUCGGCAGCGUACCGGCCACCACUGUCCAACAGCAGUGACGGUGGUGGUGAUCCUGGUAUGGGAUGGCAUUCCUCUUCCGAUGGCAGACAGAUUGUAUACAGAGCUUACCGAAAACCUAAGGACGUACAAUGGUCAUCCCACAGACCGCAGAUGCACUCUCAAUGAAAAUCGGACCUGUACAUGUCAAGGAAUUGAUCCUGAGACUUGUGGAGCUUCAUUCUCUUUUGGCUGUUCAUGGAGUAUGUACUUUAAUGGCUGCAAAUUUGGUAGAAGCUCAAGCCCUAGAAGAUUUAGAAUUGAUCCAAGUUCUCCCUUACAUACCUACUAUGAAAGAAUUACUAAAGGACGUAUUCCAGAAAGAAGAUAUGUGAGACCAGAAGCAAUUUGUCCGGGACACGAGGCCAUGGAAAAAAACCUGGAAGAUAAUUUACAGAGUUUGGCCACACAAUUAGCUCCUAUCUAUAAACAGUAUGCUCCGGUUGCUUACCAGAACCAGGUACAAUUUGAACAUACAGCCCCAGAAUGUCGGCUUGGCAACACAGAAGGUCGUCCUUUCUCUGGGGUCACUGCUUGCGUAGACUUCUGUACCCAUGCCCACCGGGACAUUCACAACAUGAACAAUGGAAGCACUGUGGUUUGUACUUUAACACGAGAAGAUAACCGCUCAUUUGGUGUCAUUCCUGAAGAUGAGCAGUUGCAUGUUCUGCCCCUUUAUAAAUUAUCAGACACUGACGAGUUUGGCUCAAGGGAAGGAAUGGAAGCUAAGAUCAGAUCUGGGGCCAUUGACGUCCUCACACCCUGUCGCAAAAAAAAAACGUGUUUUACGCAGCCCAUUCCUCGUGGGAAGAAAAGAGCAGCGAUGAUGAAAGAUGUCUUAAAGUGUAAGAUAAAGGCUGUGGAGAAGAAACUCAUUCCUCGAAUCAAGCGGAAGAAUAACUCGACAGCACACAACAGUAAGGCCUCAUUUCACCACUGUCGCUUUGAGAUGAGGCAUAGGACCGUGCUAGUUUUCAGUGCAUCAGUUUCCUUGGCAGAAGUUCAUGAAACUGAACCCAAUUUUGUCUUCAAAGGUUCGGACAACAUUCAAACUUACUCACUGAUCCCAUCCAUUCCUCACCCAGUGCAAGAGGCACACUUAUCCCCAGAUUUCUCCUCGUCUGCCAACACUGCUUCGACCACAACGUCUUUAAAGAACGAUGCCUCAGUUUCGUGCGGGUUUCCAGAAAGAAGUAGCGAUCCUGACUGCACGAUGUCUUCUGGGAGACACAGUGAUGCUAACGCUGCUGCUGCCGGCGGAUGCUCGGGAAUUGCACAGCCUGGUGAAGUGAGUCCUCUUCCCACUUUGCCUGCUCCCAUGUCCGAUUCCCUGGUUGGUUCUGAGCCUCCCGCUGGUCCAUCUGAGCAGAUACCUUCUAAUGAGCCAAACCAGCAGCCCCCACUCAUCACCUCUGCUCCUGAACUUGCUUCCUCUCUGAUGGAAGAAGAUGAGCAGCAUUCGGAAGCAGAUGAGCCUCCAUCAGAUGACCCCCUAUCAGAUGACCCCCAGUCACCCACUGUGCAGCAAUUGCCCCACAUUGAGGAGUAUUGGUCAGACAGUGAGCACAUCUUUUUGGAUGCCAAUGUUGGCGGGGUGGCAAUAGCACCUGCUCAUGGCUCUGUUUUAAUUGAGUGUGCCCGACGAGAGCUUCAUGCUACAACUCCCGUCCAACACCCAAACCGGAAUCAUCCUACACGCCUCUCUCUUGUCUUCUACCAGCACAAAAACCUAAAUACACCCCACCACGGUUUUGAAGUAAACAAGAUUAAGUUCGAGGCUAAAGAUAAAGAAGCUAAGAAUAAGAAAAUUAAGGUCUCAGAGCAGAGAGAUCAGGCAGCUAAUGAGGGUCCUGAACUGUCCCCUGAAGUUAAUGCAAUGAAAGAAAUUCCUUCUCGUAAGGCAGUCACAUUAACCCAUGACAAUGUUGUCACCGUGGCCCCGUAUGCGGUCACACAUGUAGCAGGGCCCUAUAACCAUUGGGUGUGA